GUAGGGCUUUUUAGUCUACCCUUUUACCAUGUACUUUUUAUUUCUCACAUACUAAUUUAUUUAAUUUAUCUUCAAGGAAAAAGUAUUUUAAUCUCUUAAAGAAACCUUUCCCUCUAGACUGACCAUCCAGCCCCCCCUUUACAGUAAAUUCAGGAGCUUUUUAUCUCCGCUUUUAAGGCAUUUAGCAUAAGAAACAGUUUCAGACCAUAGUAGUUGCCUUCCCCUUCCCUGACCUGCCUGGUUCCCUCUGCGGUGGCUGGAAGGCAGCUGCUGAUGGGAGCUGGUGGAGAGAACUUCUCCCCCAGGCAGAGGGGGAAGCACAAAAGCAGCUCCUGCCCAGGGAGCAGAAGGCAGGGGCGUGCAGCACGAGAGCAGCCAGGAUGGCCUGUCCCUGAGGACCUCCCUCGGUGCCCUGUGUGGGCUGUGGGACCCCCCAGGUCUGCGGGUGGGGGCUACUAUGUGUGGGACGAAAGGUAAGAGCAAGAGCUGCUCCUCAACCUCUCCCAUCCUAAUUACAGCUCAGUUUUAGUGCCUCCAUCUCAAUGGGACUCAACUCUAACAGGUUAAUGGUCCUCUGACUCAAGGAGCAAGGAUAAAGUGUCUCUUAUCUCUGGGGAAAACCAGCUCCAUCUUUGUACUGUUAGCAGAUGGGAGGUUUACUGAGACUCUUUACACCCAGGGGUACAAAGCUAAGAGUAGUGGUAUACAGGCUGAAUAAAUACUACUCUAGGGAGGCUCCAUGAUGACCUCUGAGCAACAAACAGGCCAUGGUGCAAUUGUGUUGCUCUGGGAGACAAGAGCAGGCUGGAUGCCCACCCACCUGUCCUGGAUCCUGCUCAGCUCCUUGCUCUCCUACGUGAGACUGAGAUAGGAUUUUGCAGCAGAUCAGUGCUGCUACUCUAAGUUUGCAAGUCGUUAGUGAACAGUAAUGAACAAUAACAUCUUUAUUCUAACAGGGACAUCCUGGUCUCUAUAAGCCUGACAGUGGUGGGAUUCUGCACCAUGCUGUCCACCAAGAGGCACAGUACCAGCAUUCUGACCAUAAAGGAAAUCCUGGAAAAGGGGUUUGUGGCUGGGGCUUCCAGCCAUACCCCUUCUUCUCCUGUCCACAGUUAUUACAUGGACAAUAGCAGUGCCUCCAAACCAGACACCUGGGAGCUUCUCAUGGACUUGGACAAUGCAACAAAAGGCAGUUCUCUGUGUGUUGUCAAGCAGUCAGAGUCUCUGAGUAGCUGUGUGAAGACUGACCUGCACAGCCUGACCCAGGGCAUCUCUGACCUCAGUCUUGUCUGCUUCUGCAAGACCCACCAUGGUCAGGCCACCUUCGACCUGUCCGGUUUGCCUUGUGAGCACCCCAGCAGAGCCGGCUGCCUGAUGGAUGUGGCAUCGCAGAACACCUCAACACCGUGCAAGAAAGAAAAGCACCCCAAACUGCUGGAGAACCUGCUCUCCAAGAGCUCUGAGCUCGCUGGUGACCUCUCAACCCUUGGGAAGACGCCAGCACCCAGAUGGGAGAUCUCGGCAAUAAAAGCCCCCCUGGAUACCAGCCUGUCCCUUGAUGUGAGCACUGAGGAGUUAAGGUUACUGGGGUGCUCCAAACCAGACACACCAUCCCUGGAGACCUCUGUAGUAGUUCCUCUGGCUUGGCCUGGUGCUUUCAAGAGGCACCCUACACUGAUCCACAGGUCUGCCACCCCUGAGGCCCAGCUGAGCGACCUUGAGCCUGUCCCCGUGUUUCUGCAGCAGGCUCUGUGA
This is a messenger RNA of Gavia stellata (red-throated loon), 1755 nucleotides long. RefSeq lists its product as uncharacterized. NCBI's taxonomy places the organism in Eukaryota, Metazoa, Chordata, Aves, Gaviiformes, Gaviidae. The transcript has a single exon. The record is from RefSeq and is a predicted model, not a curated record. Bases 1003 to 1755 code for a protein of 250 amino acids.